AUGUUUACGGGCAGUCGCAGCAACUGCCCUAGUGCUUGGGGAGCUGAAAAACUGACACUGGGGGGAAUUGUGCAAGUGUAUAGUCCCCAUAUGGUCCAAGCCCUACUGGACACUAAGGGUGGUCUCUGGCUUACCCAGGCUCGGGUAGCCCAGUAUCAGGCCAAACUUUUAGAAAAUCCUGAAGUUACCCUACAGACCUGCCCCUCCCUCAACCCAGCCACCAUGUUGCCAGAAACAGAGGAACAGGAACACGACUGUUUGGAUAUCACAGACGCCCAAUACUCCAGCCACCCGGACUUAAAAGAUCAACUGCUCCCAAAUGCAGAUUGUGAGUGGUAUACCGAUGGCAGUAGUACUGUUAUAGACAGGCAAAGGAGGGUGGGUUAUGCUGUCGUGACCCUCUACGAUACUGUGGAAGCUGAGGGUUUGCCUGCCGGGACAUCAGUCCAGCUGGCUGAAUUGGUAGCCUUAACCCGUGCACUUGAACUGUCAAAAGGGAAAAGAGUUAACAUUUUUACUGAUUCCAGAUAUGCUUUGGGAGUGCUACACGCUCAUGCAGGUCUGUGGAAGCAGAGAGGAAUGCUGACAGCCCAAGGCUCUCCGGUCAAACAUGGACCCAGAUUCUCCGGCUCCUGGAAGCUGUACAACUCCCCUCAGCAGUGGCGGUGGUACACUGUAAGGCUCAUCAAAGGGAAGAUCAAGAUGUGGUUAGGGGUAAUGCCAGGGCGGAGAGGGAGGCCAAGCGAGCUGCUAUCCUGGAACCACUGGAAGCUGAAGAUGCUCAUAUGCAUGCUCUCAUCCCAUCAGUAGGUGAGCUUGCAGCCCCUCAGUACUCCCAUGAUGAAAGAAAACUGGCCGACAAACUCGGUCUCCAGGAAAAGGAGGGAUGGCUCCACUCCACGGAAGGAAAAAUCCUCCUACCGAAGGACCUGAUCCAGCCGGUGCUGUAGCAGUUGCAUCAAACCACCCAUGCUGGCAGGGAGGCUC
Messenger RNA from Trachemys scripta elegans, 987 nucleotides. RefSeq lists its product as uncharacterized. The record is from RefSeq and is a predicted model, not a curated record. Gene Ontology annotation, molecular function: RNA-DNA hybrid ribonuclease activity; nucleic acid binding. Bases 1 to 810 code for a protein of 269 amino acids. The transcript has a single exon. NCBI's taxonomy places the organism in Eukaryota, Metazoa, Chordata, Testudines, Emydidae.